AUGGUCUCCGACACCAAUAACCUUGUCUCAAAAGAUCGGAUGCUCUACGAUCAGGGUUCCUCUGGAUACAAAGACUGGCUAUCGAAAUCCAGUACCUUAGAUGACAUCUACAGGAACUAUCUCUCGCCCAGCUUGUCAGCCAAUAGUUCCGAUCACCAACCACAGAGCCACCGUGCGAAUGCAAGUCCCACAUCGAACCCACGUACUUCGGAAGAUGAAUACUUUGACGAAGGAGUCAUCACCGGUUAUGCUGUCCAACAGCCAGACCCACAACCUGGAUAUCACAGUAGCUACAAUCACUAUAGAAACCCGUAUCAAUACCCUUCCCAACAACCUCCAAUCUAUGGUCCCCAGCCAGCUGCAAGCAAAAACUUCCACCAGCAUGAAUUGCUACAAGGCGAGGCCAGCUACGAUUCAGCACGUGGCGAUUACUCCUACCAUCCGGCAAUCGAAUUCGAAGAGAAGAGUGUCAGCAAAGGGCUCGGUUUGAAGGAUCUGUUUGACAUCGCACUAACGACGUUGGCCUUUCUUUCGUUUGGUAUGUUUAUCCUGCAGGUGAUCAUGUGCAUAACGAUGACCAAAACCGAUGCCAACAUGAUGAUGAUUCCGGUCGACGGUGGUGGUGGUGAACUGGAGGGUGGAACCGAGGAAGAGGUGCGACGACGAACGGCUCGAUCGCUUCCUAUGUCGGAUGGUGCGAGGUUGGGGGAAAUAAACGCGAUCGCCCGGAAGGUGCUGGACUCGAUGGAUGCCGCAGUGUUUGCCAUGCAGGAUGAAGGGCAGUGCGCUCAGAAGACUAUCUGCGAGGGGAAUCGGUUCUCGAGGGAGCUGAAGUUCACCCGGCGGUAUUGGAUGGCAGUUUGGAACCUGGGAGUGAGUUGGCUAACUGGGAACAUGGUGGAAGAAGAGGCCAGGCCAGGCACCAUUCUGGGAUGCCUGCGGGCGAUGAUGAUCGGAUUAGGAGGAGGCGAUUGUGACAAAUCGUACAACUGUAGCAAGGAACAAGCACGUCAGAGAGGGACAUGAUUUAAAGAUGCCACGUAUCAUUCUGGCAUUUUGCUAAAAUUCUGUGAAAAUCAAAAAUCAAAGAUUCAAAUCUAUUUUUCCUAAAAAUUAAAGUUAUGUUUGAAAACUAAGAAACUGCACCAAUUUUUUGUGUUUCAUGAACCCAUCAGUAUUAGUUAGACAUAAAAGGGUUAAA
Molecule: messenger RNA, 1201 nt
Organism: Topomyia yanbarensis
Lineage: Eukaryota; Metazoa; Arthropoda; Insecta; Diptera; Culicidae
Exons: 3
Coding region: 1-1026 (341 amino acids)
Source: RefSeq, a predicted model, not a curated record